UUUCGGCGCUGCUUUUAUGUAUUCUAAGAGUGGAUUUAGUCGCCUCUUAGUCGGCGAAGCCCUCUCUCGAGGGUGAAUUGCCACCUGAUUCUAUGCUUCAUGCUUCGGGUUGCGGUGGAUGAGCGGGUGGGGUCGGGUUUUGUCACGCGGAGGCGAAUGUCUGCAAAUACGCAUAGAAAGAACGGAUUAUAGUGCAUCGAAAUCUUUCACCGAGCGAUAGAAACUUGACUCACAUUGAGCAGUACAGCGUGAGGUGAAGGUUUGUCUGCUUAUCGACAACGUCGUGAACAACGGGCGGCCAACAAGACAUCUUUCGCACCGGCGCAAGACCUGUUCCACCUGCGUCGUUCUAUAAAAGCUCCAGGCUUUACAAGCGCUACAAUUUUGCGAUCUCCGCAUAUCAUAGGUUCUCAACAGGGAACCUUUUUCGAAAUAAAGAUGGCCCAGCACACAGUCUAUCUCAGUAGCGGCGUUGACGGGUCGAUGCUUCUUCAAGGACCAACCAUGACGGUCAGAUGCUGGGACAUUCAUGGUGGCCACUUGGAUAUUCUCAACGUACCAAAGCGCCUAUGGACGUACUUCUCGCGUGCCCCCGAAGGCCUCGAAGCGGAUGACUGGUCAGAAGAAUUCAUGGAUAUUUUGCCAAACCAGGGCAGCUGGGAAGUUGUCGAUCACAUCUUGGGCUGGCUUCAAGACAUUUGCACGAACGGAGAACACGACAUACCAUUGCUCACCUCUGGAGAUAAUCUUCAGCUGUACAUCACCGCACUCUAUUGCAAAUUCGGAAGGGCGACCACAUUCCUCCUCGAACAUCUUGAAACUCAUCUUCUUGUCAACCCGUUCCUUGACAGUAACGAGAUAUACAACUUAAGGUUCCUUCCGGAUAACGACCCUCUCCUCAAGUGCGUGGCUCCCAGAAUCUCGUCGUUGCCUAAUUUCUGUUUCGAGGAUUGCAGAUCAUGUUUGCUGUCGGAUCCACGAAUGCUAUAUCUCGUCUAUGAAGCAAAUCUGGAGCAGACCAAGCACCAGACUGCUGAGGAACGGCAACAAGAGCAACUGAAAGAGCACUACGGGUGGCAAGAAACUUUAGCGGCUCGAAAAAUAAAAAUUGACGACAUGAUUAAGGAUUGGAUGAAGAAACUGUCGUGGCAAGACCUCGAUUGGUAUAGGGAGCAGCUAUGGACGAGCCGAAAGCCCAGGAAAGACGAGAUUGAGGACGGCCCUUGGAUACUAGGAAAGGACAAUAUAUGGUUCAAGGGGCAGUGGAGUGCAACUUGGACGAAGCAUGGGGAUGUGGAACCGACCAUGGUGGACGGGAUUCGGCGAGCUAAGCAUGAGGACGAGAGAAUCCAAACGACACGGCCGGAAGGCGUCUGA
Messenger RNA from Mytilinidion resinicola, 1377 nucleotides. RefSeq lists its product as uncharacterized. NCBI's taxonomy places the organism in Eukaryota, Fungi, Ascomycota, Dothideomycetes, Mytilinidiales, Mytilinidiaceae. The transcript is spliced from 2 exons. The record is from RefSeq and is a predicted model, not a curated record. Bases 439 to 1377 code for a protein of 312 amino acids.